Messenger RNA from Sphaerulina musiva SO2202, 1434 nucleotides. Its product is annotated as alpha/beta-hydrolase. The record is from RefSeq and is a predicted model, not a curated record. The annotation marks the transcript as partial. The transcript is spliced from 3 exons. NCBI's taxonomy places the organism in Eukaryota, Fungi, Ascomycota, Dothideomycetes, Mycosphaerellales, Mycosphaerellaceae.
AGGCCACAGGUUAUCGGGCCUCCCUCCGCAGUGGACAGGGAAAUGGAAUAUAUCCAGCAGUCUCUCCCGAAACCUGCACACCCUGGCACCAGCGAGCUCAAUGGCUUGAACCUCAACAUCACGAUCCCCGAAACUAUGCUGAAUUCGCCACAUGCCAAGAAACUUCCUGUGUUUGUCUUCAUCCACGGAGGCGGCUUUGCAAUUGGAGCAAAUUGGUGGCCUCAGUAUGAUACUGCCGCCCUCGUCAAGCUGUCAGUGCAAGAGGGCACUCCCAUCGUGGCGGUGAACAUCAACUACAGGACCGGCUGCCCAGGAUUCCUCACCACACCGGAGCUCAGGGAGAAGGGAUACAAGGCCAACAACGGGCUCAGAGAUCAACGUGCUGCUCUGCACUGGGUUCAGCGGUACAUAUCCGGAUUUGGCGGUGAUGCGGAGAACGUUACAGUUGGUGGCCAGAGUGCGGGCGGAGUCUCUACGGGCCUUCUGCUCUUCUCGGAAGAAGCAUUGGCCAAGCGUCUGCUAUUCUUAGGUGGGUGUCCCCCGCUGGUAGGAAGUCUGCCCAUGUCAUCGGCGGACGAGAUUGGUGGUGCCUUUAUGCGUAUUCUCGGUGUAGACGGACCCGACGCUGUUGGGGGUCUGCUCCGGGUUGCUCCCGAUGAGUUAUGGCAGAAGCUCCCUCCAAUGCUUCCAAUGGCACCUGUGAUUGACGGCGACAUUGUGCCACACGCAUCGACCUUUCAGACAUUGACGAGCAAGCUCGCGAAAAGUCCCUGGUGUGACGCUGUCAUGCUGGGACAGUCCGAACUUGAUUCCAGCAUCUUCGCCCAUAUGAUAACUCCGAAAGGCACAAAAGACAUAGGUCUUGCUUUUCGCAAAAGCGCUGCGAAAACCUUGGGUCAUUAUCCCGCCUCAGUCGUGGAAGGGCUGUUAGAGCAUUAUGGGCUUUCCGAACCGUGCUCAUUGGACGACGAUGCACAAUUGAAGUCGAUUUUGCACUUCGCAAACGACAUAUGCUUCUUUGCGCCCUCUAUUGAGCUUGCUGCGCACUUUGCGGGCACGUCUUAUGUGUUCUGCUUCAACGAACCCAACCCGUGGCCCGGGGACUUCCAGGGCUAUGCAAGCCAUAUCCUGGACGCGGCCUUCCUCUUCCAGAACUACAACGCAUGUCUCGAUGAAGGACAGAGAGCAAAUGCAGUACGACUGGCUACGGAUGUCAUCGCUUUCGUGAACGGCAAGGCACCGUGGAAUGCAUUCAACGAGGGACAGCAUGGCACGGCAGUCUAUGCAAACGGACAGAGAACCUUCACCAGCGAGCCGCCUACGCCAGAGACCAUCAAACGGGACCCCUUCAUCUUCAUCUUGUCCCAACGAAAAGACAUAAACCUGACCUUGGAUGAUUUGAUGAAGGUAUUCACAGACUUUCUCUCUAGCUAG